This is a messenger RNA of Anopheles bellator, 4347 nucleotides long. RefSeq lists its product as uncharacterized. Gene Ontology annotation, biological process: protein histidyl modification to diphthamide. The record is from RefSeq and is a predicted model, not a curated record. The transcript has 7 exons. Lineage: Eukaryota; Metazoa; Arthropoda; Insecta; Diptera; Culicidae. Gene Ontology annotation, molecular function: diphthine-ammonia ligase activity. Bases 889 to 3519 code for a protein of 876 amino acids.
UAGUGCGCGCGGCCCAGCGGUUGGUGUUGCUUUUUCUCUCUCUCGCAGUUGGCGAGUGCGACUGAGAUGGUGUGCGUGUGCACUACCUGACAGCGAGUGAGCGAGAGCGCGUCAAGGAUUGGUGAGCAGUGAGCGAAGCGGAACGAUAAACCCAAAGCACUGCCGGGCCGACGGGAGCAAGCGAGACCGGUAGUGUUGGCAAGCGCGAGAUAAUCAUAAAAGGAUACGAUCGUUGUCUGAUAAAAAGCACGACCAAAACGACGAAAAAUUUUGCACAAGCAGAGAAGAGUUCCCUUUGGGCCGCGAUUUGGGCCCGAGUUUGAUUCCGCGUGCGUGCAAUCGUGGUGUCGGUCGGUGAAAUUACAGUCUUCGUUAUAAGUCUCGUUAUCGGCCGGACCACAGCGAGGGGAUUCGUUUCGGGUUGGGGGGGGUGGUGCAACCUCAACCCCCCGCGAAGAACGGAUGAAGGUCGUUGUCUUCGUCGUUGCCCGUGACAGACCGUGAUAGGCCCAGCCCGAAGGAUCGCCAGACGGUGCACCCACUGGUGCACUUCCUUUUCGGUGCCCGAUACCAGCAUGGUGGUUAGUUCCGCACUUGCGUCGACAUCCAGCCGUCCACUGUCCUGUGUGUCCACCAGUUGACAGUAGCGCCACAAGUGAAAACCAGAGAAAAAGGAAGAACGCACGGAAGCAGCUGUUGCUGCCCCUGCCUGGCAGGUCUGUCUAGGAUUCGGGACAUAAUCGCAUCAGCGCGCAGCCCGGGAGUGGCCGGGCGUUGCACUCUCUGCUGUGGUCACGUUCCGGCGCGCAUUCGCUUUCCAUAUUGGUGGUAUCCGCUGGACCGCAAGUUGUUCGACGAGUAAAAAAAAAACAUUGAGAUUGCCCUACGAUGACAACAGCUGCGACCGGUAAGAAGAUGCGCGUGGUGGCGCUGGUGAGCGGGGGAAAGGACAGCACGUACAACAUGAUGCAGGUGACAGCCGAAGGUCACGAGGUGGUCGCCCUGGCCAACCUACACCCCAAGGAUCGCGACGAACUAGACAGCUACAUGUACCAGACGGUUGGCCAUCAGGGCAUCGAGAAGCUGGCCCAGGCGAUGGAACUACCGCUCUACCGGCGGAUGACCCGGGGCAACUCCAUCAAUACCAAGGGCCACUACGAACCAACUGAGGACGACGAGGUGGAGGAUCUGUACGAGCUGCUGGCGAUGGUGCAGCGGGAGCAGCACAUCGAAGCCGUCGCCGUUGGCGCCAUUCUUUCCGACUAUCAGCGUGUCCGCGUUGAAAAUGUAUGCGCACGACUGAACCUUGUCUCGCUGGCAUACCUGUGGCGCCGUGACCAAACCGAGCUGCUGCAGGAAAUGAUCGAUUGCCAGGUGCACGCUAUCAUCAUCAAGGUGGCAGCCCUCGGGCUCAUGCCGGACCGGCAUCUGGGCAAAUCGCUCAAAGAGAUGCAGCCCCAUCUGCUGCUGAUGCGGGACAAGUACGGGCUGAACGUGUGUGGCGAAGGGGGUGAAUACGAGACGUUUACGCUGGACUGUCCGCUGUUUCGCUGCCGCAUCGUGGUCGAUGACGUGCAAACGGUGAUCAGCUCGGCCGAUCCGGUGUGUCCGGUCGGGUAUCUAAACUUCACCAAACUUCGCUUGGUGCCGAAGGAACGGAUCGAAGCGGUGGUGAUUAAAAAUUCGCUCGACUUUAUCCACGAUCUGAACGAAUCAAGCUACAGCGACCUGAGCGAUCCGGAUCUCAGCGAGACCGAGCUAGAGCUGAUCGAGCGGAACAGUUGUAGCGGUGCGGCUAUGGUGGCGGCCGUUUCCCGUGGUGUUAUGCGCAACUCCUUCAGCAAGGAUGACCUGUGUGGUAUUGGCGGCGGCGCGGUAGUUCUGUCACGCAGCAAUAGCAUCACGAAGGAACUGGGCGGUGGCGCUACUGGAAUCACAAGUCUCGAGGCGUCAGUAGGUUCAGUGGGUCUUUCCCGAUCGCCCGUGCGCAUUAUCACGAAAACGCGAGCGAGCAUAUCGACCAGCGAGGUGGGGUCAGUUUCCGGUGAUGGACCCGUGCCGGAACUUCCACCCUUUCACUACGCCCGCGAAAGUCGCCCUCUGAUCAAUACUCCUCGGGCGAUCGUCAACUCGAAAGGCUGGAUGUGGGUCGCGGGGGUUCAGGGCAUCGGCGAGGAUUCCCGCGAGGCGAUGGCCAAUGCCCUACGCAUCUUAGAAGAAAUGGUCCAAUCCCGUGGGUUCACGCUCCGGCAAAUUUGCUACAUUACUCUGUACGUGCGAAAUAUGGCCGAGUAUGGUGCAAUGAAUGAAAUCUACUCGACAGUGUUCGAAUUUGCCAACCCACCGACCAGGGUGUGUGUCGAAUGUCCCCUACCAGCCGAUUGCGCCGUCGUUCUCGAGGCCGUUGCUUUUAAUCCCAUCUCCAGUGCUUCAGAGAUCGAGCACAGACGCCACACGAUGCACGUGCAAGGAAUUUCUCACUGGGCCCCGGCCAACAUCGGAACCUACAGCCAAUCGACAAAGGUUGGCCACAUAACGUACAUCUCCGGUCAGAUCGCGCUGGUACCGGGCAGCAUGACCAUCAUCGAGGGUGGUAUCAAGCAGCAGUGCAAGUUGACGUUGCGCCACCUAAGCCGGAUAGCGAAGGCGAUGAAUGCGCAGGGUGGCCAGCUGAGGGAUGUGGUGCAGGGUAUCUGCUUCGUAACGCACCCGGCCUACAUCUACGAAGCGCGGCGCCAAUGGGAACGACGGACAGCGAACGCCAUUAUCGACUACAUUGUUGUGCCGUCGCUGCCACGUGGCGCCCUGGUCGAGUGGCAGGUGUGGGCCCACUCGCAUAACGAUAAGUUUGAUUACGAAGAAACGGGAUGUUCGAUCGGCGAGUACUCGAUUUCGAUCCGUCGGCGGUGGAACUACGAAAAUAACUGCUCCUCGAUCGUGUGCUACGUUUCGACCGGUCUCGCCACAUCGACCACAAAACUGACUGAGCUCACGGAUGACUAUCUGCAUCACCACGGGCAGCUAGCGCAGCGUAUCAGCCAGGAGCAGAUUCACGAUACGAUCGCGUACGUUUUGCGCAAACUAUUGCAGGACUACGCCGGCCACGGCACGGCUAGUACGAGUCCAACGUCCGGAGGAGCGGACACCAGUGGGCCCAACAAUCCGAGUAGCACUAAUACGACGAACACUAGCGACAGUAACACGAACGACGACUCGGUGGAACACCGUAACGACGACUUGGUGGAACACCGUAACGACGAGGACCAGCCCCAGCAGUGGCCACCACGGGAGCGAUCGCUUCAAUCGAUCUCGGAGCCACCAGUGAAACCAGCCGUCCAUUUACGCGUUUUCUACCAGGUUGAUGCGAUCACAUCGGUACAGUUUUUGCUCGAAGCGAUCGAAAGCUUUCUGCAGUCGCCGGCGAACGUGGCCCGUAUCGCCUACACGGUCAUUCCGGCGUGCCACUUGCAGAACUUUAGUACCUUCAUCUCGAUAUGCGGUCUGCGCCAUCACGAGUAGGAGCCCAGCUCAAGCCCAGCUAGGAGAAGGCGAAUCCUGAAGAUUCUAUCGACGGCUAAGUAGAAAGGGCGCCAAAGACAAGACGACUACUAGGUAACACGAUCGUACGAUCAUAGCGAAAAACGGGCAGAUGCCCAUAAUCGACGAAUGCCAAAUGGGAAGUAGAGCGCGGAAGGAGAAACGAUAAAAUUGGCCAACCACCAGAGGCACUAAAACAUGGGCUGAUAGCUUUUUUAUAUUGCAGGAUUACUAAGGUACUUGAAAAGUGUAGAAAGACAUCGUAGGACAGAUAGGUGGCCCGAACAAGUGGCUGAAGAACGAAUGAUGUGUGCAAAUAUGUGUGUGUGUGUUUCGUGUGUGCGUGUGCCGCAGGAGAAGCUUCUUGCCCCCGCACGCACCCUGGAGGUGCACCGUUUUACGUAAGAUAGGCAAUAAGUACAGUAGAAGAGCGACAUAAUCUAUCACAUUGUUGUUGGCGCGCAUGGCGGAAGCGAUUUUUUGUUGUAAAUUGUUUUGUUUGCUUCUUUGGAUAGUUAGGAAACGGAAAACCACUUUACCGCCGUGGCACAGGCUGAGGAGGAAGGGAGUAAAACGGGAACGAUGGCGCGCGUCGGUUCGAACGCGUCGCAUCGCCCCACAAUGUGUUAAUCAGUUUUAAGUUCUCGAAAUACCAUACAAACACUUUGGAUUGCGUUAGAAAUAGGGACAACGGAGAUAUUAAAAUACAAACGAAGCAGAAUGGCCAAUGAAUGCAUGUUGGGUCUUUAAGGUCUUGCUAGAUUGAGAAAGGCAUCUUAAUUAUUUAUGGUGAGCAUGGCCGCGCCCGUG